AUGGACAAUCGCUGGCGACUGAAACCCAGGCCAAGCCGAAUGCAGGAGAGGCUGAGGCAGUGCCGUGCCGUGAACGAUGAAUACCUGAACCUGCUCGAUCGGUACGAAUGCCUGCGGCAGGAAGUAGAGCCCAGAUUCCGACCAGAUGAGCUGCAGCCGGUAAUCGAUGACCGGGCGCAACUUGCAGAGAUGGCCAUACUCAAGGUCAGGAUGGCCGAAAAGAACAAGGAGAUUGCCCGCCUGGAGCGAGAGGUGACCAUCGAGGAGCUCAAAAUAUGGCCGCAUUCCAGAGAGUUCCUCGAACGAAGGAUGAGGCUUGUGAGCGGCCGCUUCCUGGCUGCAGGCGAGGAGGUGUGGACGAGUGAGAGGGAGAGGAUAGGGGAACUUCACUCAGACUUCUUCCCCAUGUGCAAUUUCAGCUUUCAUGACUACAUGGUGGCUCUUUAUCGACAACCUGAUGCUCCUGGUGGGGAAGCAAUGUUUGGCACAAGCACAAUGGGCGAAACUAUGGUAGUGCCUUCUGAUGGUUGGCGCGCAGACCCUGGCGGAGGAGCCAUGGUGCGGUGCCAGAUAUCUGGGGAGUUGUUCCCGGUAGCUGAUAUGAGGGCUGCUCCCAUCGUUCCCGAUUUUGUUCAUACCAGUGCCUUCGGCCCGUUGCUUUUCGGGAGUGAUGCUGAAUCACUGCGAGGAUCCGGCAACUUCCUUUCCCUCCACAGAGAAAUCGAGAAGUGGUUCGGGACGUACAAGCUUGUGAUCCUCCCAAAUGAUCCGGAAGAAACACCCAUCAGGCGCUGGAAAACAGCGGUCAUCUCCUCCCAGCUGAAUAGUGAGCGCUUUGCGGGUCGGGAAACGCUGGUUUCAGCGUUCGAUUCACAGGAGCUGGUUUUCAAUGACGAGGAGCGUCCGGUUGCAAAAUUUGCCUAUUUCCACUUUGUGAUGGCUCUCGUCCGCAUCAAGAUGCUCAACUACGAGGGAUGGCGGGAUGUAUGGGCCGAGUACUGGAUCAACCCCCCCUUUCCCCAAGGGAGUUUGUACAUGCGGGAAUGCAUGCUGUUUGCUUUAUUUACGUAUUUCAGCUUUUCCGGCGCUGAUCUGGCCAUUAUCGACUCAUGGAUCGGGGGUAACGGGUUUUACGAGGACGAAAUUCUACGUGGCCGUGAAAAGGACGAGUUGGCCCGCCGAAUUCUGGUUGGAGUAGAGGAGGCUGUGGUGAAAACAGAGGACGAAGCAGAAAGACUCGCCGCUCCGGACGAUUCGGAAACGGAAUCUGAAAGCUCUGAAGACUCUGAUAGCUCCGGAGACUCUGAAGAUGACUCAGAAGCGGAUAGCUCUGAAGGCGAUUCAGAAUCUGAAGAUGAUUCGGAAUCUGAUAGUUCUGAAGACGAUUCAGAAAUGGAUAUCCCUGAAGGCGGUUCGGAAACAGAUAACCCUGAAGGCGGUUCAGAAACGGAUGACUCAGAAGAUCAUUCAGGGACGGAAUCCGACAGUACAGAGGAUUACAUGGUGGAGCAUUGA
Messenger RNA from Clonostachys rhizophaga, 1515 nucleotides. The record is from the annotation of a GenBank genome assembly. NCBI's taxonomy places the organism in Eukaryota, Fungi, Ascomycota, Sordariomycetes, Hypocreales, Bionectriaceae.